Messenger RNA from Tripterygium wilfordii, 1345 nucleotides. Its product is annotated as protein FMP32, mitochondrial-like. Lineage: Eukaryota; Viridiplantae; Streptophyta; Magnoliopsida; Celastrales; Celastraceae. The record is from RefSeq and is a predicted model, not a curated record. The transcript has 8 exons. Gene Ontology annotation, cellular component: mitochondrion. The coding region runs from base 315 to 1058 and encodes 247 amino acids.
CUUGAAUAUUUAGAAAAAUGGCUGGGAUUGAGUAAAACUCGAGCUCAGAUGCUCAAUUAAGCAUUUCUGCGAAUUAUAUAAUUCUUUUUUACUUAAAAAUGGGAGAACACGCGCCUUCAAACACAUUUUUUUCCGCAAAUUUCAAGCUGGAAGUUAUUAUAAGGCAAAGCAAACAAGAAGCAGCCGGGAAAUGGAGAGAACUGGGUGCAGGUUUCGGAAGAUCUAUUAGAGUCGCCGGAGAGAGGGAUUGAGAAUCGAUUGUUGCAGAAAUUUUGGGUGAUUUGCUUGCGCAAUUUUAAUUUUUUUUUUCUGGAAUGGCCGCUGCUGUGGCAUGUAAGCGGGUGGGGCAAUUUGGAACCAGUUCAGGGAUUGGAUUUUGUAGAUUUAGAGGAUUUGCUGCUGCGGACGUGAUGGAUAAGUCCUCUUAUGAUCCCUUAGCGGCUCGAUUAUCAUUUCCUGGGGUUUCAGUUUUGCAACACAGACAGAUUUCUCAGCUCUCCAAUUCUAAUGGAAGUCGGUUGUUUCUUGUUGACACUCUAGCAUUGGUUAGGAGAUUAGAGUCACAGGGUCUGCCCACUAAGCAAGCUGAGGCCAUAACUGCUGCCCUAACUGAAGUUUUGAAUGAUAGCUUGGAGAAUGUCUCUCACUCAUUCGUUUCAAAGGGAGAGAUGCAGAAAAUUGAAAUGAUUCAAGAAGCUAAUUUGUCCAAAUUCAAAUCUGAAGUCCAAAGCUUGCAGAAACACCAUUUUUCUUUGUUGCAACAUGAGGCCGAAAAACUUCAGAAUGAUAUAGAAAAGUUACGCAAUGAAUUCAGGUAUGAAAUUGACAAAGUGACUGCAGGACAACGAUUAGAUUGGAAUCUUGAAAGAGGGAAAAUUAGAGAUGAGCUAACAAACCAGAGUGCUCAAACCUCUAACCUCACUAACAAACUUGAUCGGGAAAUUCAUGCUUUGAGAGCUCAAGUGGAGGCCGCAAAGUACGAGGUGAUUAAGUAUUGCAUAGGUACUCUUGUUUCAAUCUCUGCUGUUGGUCUUGCCAUAGUCCGCAUAAUUAUGUGAACAUGCAAUAUUGCUCCGAGGGUUCCAUAACCCAAAAGCGGGAGAACAGCUCUUUUUUUUUAUUGAAGCUAGCGUUCUCUUGUGGGAUACGAAAAGAGAAUAUCAAGAAAAUUUGUAUUCUUGUCUUGUUGUCAUUCAAUACUAGAAAUGUAACCAUUUUUAGAAAAACUCUGUUACAUAGCAAUUGCCCGUCGUCACUCUUUGGUCUUUUGUUGAUCAUUAGUUUUUAAACCUCUUCUUUUGGUUGGUAUUUUAUUUAACUUUCACCACAUUGGCAUUGUUUUUCA